Sphaerulina musiva SO2202 is the source of this 522-nucleotide messenger RNA. RefSeq lists its product as uncharacterized. The annotation marks the transcript as partial. The record is from RefSeq and is a predicted model, not a curated record. Lineage: Eukaryota; Fungi; Ascomycota; Dothideomycetes; Mycosphaerellales; Mycosphaerellaceae. The transcript is spliced from 2 exons.
GAAUAUAUCCGCUACAGCGGUCCAGCUUCGAAUUUUCCUGAUCCGCAAACUUGGGCUAAAUAUGAACUUCUGUGGGAACAGAAUCGCCAAUUGAUGGGACUUCAUAAUUCCGAGAGCGAAAUUGAACAUAUUCGAAAUGCAAUCGAAAUUGUUUCCAAGGAUUCUGGAGUCGAUGCUCGUGUGAUUGUGUGUGUGAUUGUGCAGGAAUCGGGAGGGGAUGUUCGUGUGAGGACUACCAACAACGGCGUCCGCAAUCCCGGCCUCAUGCAAUCCCACAACGGCGUCGAAUUCAACCCCUCAGACCCACAAGGCAGCAUUCUCCAAAUGAUCCGCGACGGCACCCAAGGUGUGGCCGGUCCAGAUGGCGGAGAGGGACUUCAGCAGUGUUAUGAGGCGGAAGAGAAGAAUUGGUAUCGUGCGUUCAGGAGGUAUAAUUCGGGAAGUGUGAAUCAGAAGGAGUUGAAUGAUGGCAAGGGCGCGACCGAGGGGUAUGUGAGGGAUGUGGCGAAUCGGUUGAUGGGG